CAGAAGACCAGUCUUGCGCCGACCGCGGAAGGUAAUCGACGUGCGUGAAUACGAACGAAUACAUCGAAUAUUACGAUUGAUUUUACUAAAAAAGUAAUGAAAGUGAUAUAAAUAAUAUUCCCGCUUUGAAAGUGGGUGUUGACAAAUUGACACUAGUGACAUAGGAAGUGUGCCAUACUUGUGGCAAGUGUCAACAUGGGUGUCAAGCCGCUGCUGUUUAUGUGCCUGAUGGUGGCAUGUGUUUUCUUUACGAAUGCACAAGAAGAGAGACGCGUGGUGAAGCCCCCGCCCACGAGGUUCACAUGUCGCGGCCGCGCGUCCGGCUACUACGCCGACAUGGAUACUGGAUGUCAGGUGUACCACAUGUGCGACGGCAUGGGCCGGCAGUUCAGCUACUCCUGCCCCAACACGACGCUGUUCCAACAGCGCAUGCUGGUCUGCGAUCAUUGGUAUAUGGUCAACUGCUCCAAUGCCGAACGCGACUACGACGCCAACCUGCUUAUAGGUCAGCGUGACAAGCCGUUUGUCUCUGAUGAAGACAUGAAGUCGCGCACUCCGCGGCCUGACGUGUUGUCCGUGCCGCCCAACAACAACUACUACGAUGGACUGAGGGAGGCAGAGACAAAGUUCCCGAUACAUCCCGGUAACAGCAUCGCAGGCGUCGCCGACUCCAUUUCAGAUGAUAACAACGACUUGGACAGCGACAAGCACAGGUUCCGGCCGCAGACCUCCUGGUCUAUCGGAAAAGUGACAGAAAAUAACUUUAGCACCAAACGCAGUAGGAUUAAUAAACAAGACAGAGACAGCGUGACCGAGGCCUCCCAAAGAGUUCAGCCGACGUUUGCACCGACACCUAACGGUCCAACGGUCAAUCAAGGUAAUAUCCCAAUUCCUUCGAGAGAGCUCAGCCCACCGAUCCCACCGGCGACUACCACACAAUCCGACGCAGGCAGAUUACAAUCCAACAAAGAUGGAACCGAAGAUCCAGUAUUUACUUUCAUUAAACGAUUUGACCCAAACGUUCCAGACUCACAUAAAACUUCAAUGACCAAAACCGAAAUCAUAGACAUUAAUAAAGAAUUACCUCAGGGACAAGUCAGUUCGGAAGAAGACAGAACUCCGCGCAGAAACAAGAACUUCGGUAACACUUUGAAUAAAGUUCGAAACGAUAAAAAGAAAGGCGCCGCAGAAAAUACAAGAUUUGAUACUGUCAACGUGAAACCCGAAACAACUAUUGAGACGAACAAUGAAAAUACAGGAACAAGUCAAAUCCCGGUCCCCGAUAUACACUUACUACCUCCGAGGUCCGAAUAUUCUAAGAUACCGUCCACAACAAUGGGACCACCGAUAUACUACGAAUGGAAGUGGGCGGUGCCGGCGUUCGGUCUCGAGCCUCCCAAAGAGAGUAAUGCCACCAACGCAACAGCGGCACCACAAAAACGAACAGCACCGGGCAGGAGACCGUUCAGUGACGUCACCAGGACUACGACCACGCCCGCCCCGCCGGUCCCGCUCAACACCGAUUACAACAUUAGCUCGUACUUCGUUCCCGACUACGUGUUCCCCCUGGACAAGCCACAUCCAGGGUAUGAGGAUACGGAGGGCUCGUUGGAUGCGAGAGCGGGUCGGCCGGGCAGGUCCAGCUACGGCGAGAACCCCGAGUGUCCUCAGUGCCACCCCGUCUACCUCAUCCCGGGGAGCUGCGAGCCCUGCGUCGUGCGACGGUAACAUAGUACUUACGCAAAUGCGGUUUUUGAAUUUGUAAAUAUGAUAUAUGUUACAUCACUACCUUUAAUGAUUCUUUUACAUAACUUUUAAUUGUUUUAUGUUUAUAAGAGAUUUUUAUAACAUAGCCUAAUAUGUUUUCUCAGUACAAAGACGUCUAACCGUUUAAUAUUGUUGUUGACAAAAUAAAUUCAUUGAAUUAUAAUAUCAAAUGACUUGAGUAGUUAAAAGUAAUUAAAAAAAAUCCCUGCAAAGCAAGUGUUACUUUAGUUUAAAUAUGUAAGAUUAUUUUAUAAGAUUGUAUUUACAAAUAAAUAAGGGUUAUGUUAAUUAAGGAUAUAGUACAUAAGACCUUAUAUAGUUAUAUUUAUGUUUUUGUAUAGUUUUGUACGUGUGCAUGUGUUACAGUGUAAUAAUAAAUAUUUUAA
This is a messenger RNA of Papilio xuthus (Asian swallowtail), 2153 nucleotides long. It is a transcript of the gene js, whose product is annotated as jiangshi. Bases 196 to 1728 code for a protein of 510 amino acids. Gene Ontology annotation, cellular component: extracellular region. NCBI's taxonomy places the organism in Eukaryota, Metazoa, Arthropoda, Insecta, Lepidoptera, Papilionidae. Gene Ontology annotation, molecular function: chitin binding. The record is from RefSeq and is a predicted model, not a curated record. The transcript has 6 exons.